Messenger RNA from Adineta ricciae, 1212 nucleotides. Lineage: Eukaryota; Metazoa; Rotifera; Eurotatoria; Adinetida; Adinetidae. The record is from the annotation of a GenBank genome assembly.
AUGUCGAGCGAUAUUCGGUCAAUUCAAAUGCUAAUAAUCAAUAAUAAAGUAUUUCAAUGUACUCAAUCAACUUGUUUACCAUUUUAUAACUUGAUAACAUCAGACAUUCGUCGUUGUCAAAUCAAUUGUUUAAAUCGAAAUGAAUGUACGGCAGUUACUUUUCAUCAAUCAACUUUACAAUGUCAAUUAUUUGCUACUUCAAUCAAUCAAAAUACGAGCAUGUCAGUUGAAAUAAAUGCUGUGACAAUGAUCACAAUUUUCAGAUCACGAUAUUCAUAUGAUCUGACGACGAUUUUAGCAGCAUCAUCAACUUCAUCGUCAACAUCGUCAUCGCCAACAACCUCAUCAUCAACAGAAGCACCGCGUGUAUGGAUGCAAACUAAAUCUCUCAAUGCCGCACGAGUUAGUCAUACAGCAUCAAUAUUACCUAAUGGAAAGGUUUUAGUUAUCGGAGGAUAUGGUGCUACUUAUCUCAAUAGUGGUGAACUAUAUGAUCCAUUAACAGACAACUGGACAAAAACAGGAAAUAUGAGUGUUGCACGACAAUAUCAUACAGCAACACUUCUAUCAAAUAGAACAGUUUUAGUUAGUGGGGGAUACGAUGGUAGUGUUUCUCUCAACUAUGCUGAAUUAUAUGAUUUGUCAACAGGCAACUGGACAAAAACAGGAAAUAUGAAUUUUGCACGACAGUAUCAUACAGCAACAGUUUUAUCAAAUGGAAAAGUUUUAGUUAGUGGGGGAAAUAAUGGCAGUGUUUAUCUAAACUAUGCUGAAUUAUAUGAUCCAUUAACAGGCAACUGGACAAAAACAGGAAAUAUGAAUGUUGCACGAAAAUAUCAUACAGCAACACUUCUAUCAAAUGGAAAAGUUUUAGUUAGUGGGGGAAAUAAUGGCAGUGUUUAUCUAAACUAUGCUGAAUUAUAUGAUUUGUCAACAAACAACUGGACACAAACAGGAAAUAUGAAUGUUGCACGACAUGGUCAUGCAGCAACAGUUUUAUCAAAUGGAAAAGUUUUAGUUAGUGGCGGAUACAAUGGUGAUUUUACGAGCAGCGCUGAAUUGUAUGAUUCAUCGAAAGAUAAUUGGACAACAACGAGUAAUAUGAGUUUUGGACGAACUGACCAUAGAGCAACAAUUUUACCGAAUGGAAAUGUUUUAGCUACUGGUGGGUGGAACGGUUCUAGCACGACCAGUUGUGAAAUAUAUGGAUAA